Molecule: messenger RNA, 396 nt
Organism: Funneliformis mosseae
Lineage: Eukaryota; Fungi; Glomeromycota; Glomeromycetes; Glomerales; Glomeraceae
Source: the annotation of a GenBank genome assembly
AUGUUAAAGUUUCCUGCGCAAAGUAAAAUUAAAAGAAGUUAUAAAAGGAGACAAAAAGUUGAUCUUUUAUCACCACAAACUAUUGCUGAACUCUUAAAAGAUGAUGGUGUUAAUUAUAAAUAUAAUAAUACCGAUUUUAAUGAUAGCAAUGAUAAAGAAAUUUUACAACCAGGCUCUUUAGAAAUAAAACGAAACUCAAGAUUAAUGUUAAUCCUAGAGCCAGAAGCUAAUUUUCAAGAAUAUAUUCCUUUAAAUACAACUGUUCAAUCAAGGACGAUGUCAACGGUUGAUUCAAGAGCAAAUAGUCCAAUUGAUGAUUUUUUUUCUUCAAUUAGACCGUCAAUAGUUCUGGAAUCAAGUAAUGAACCUGAUUCUUUAAAUAAACUCUCAAGAACG